Adineta ricciae is the source of this 1830-nucleotide messenger RNA. Lineage: Eukaryota; Metazoa; Rotifera; Eurotatoria; Adinetida; Adinetidae. The record is from the annotation of a GenBank genome assembly.
AUGCGUCGACAUCGACAGAUCGCGAUUUUAGGUUAUCCUGGUGUUGGAAAAUCUUCUCUUGCUCAUCAUUUCGUUUACAAACAGUAUCAUGGUGAAUACGAUCCAAAUAUCAAAACAAAUCUUCAAUAUCAAUGCACAUUAAAUGGACAGGAAUAUGAUUUAACUAUCAUUGAUAAUGCAGGAUCAGAUCAAUAUACAAUUAAUCAUAUCGAUUUAGAAAAUAGUGAUGCUUAUAUUCUUGUUUAUGCUAUUGAUGAUAGACAAAGUUUUCAUAUGAUUUCGAAAAUUCGAGAGAAAAUUUUAUCAACAAGUACAGUUACAAAAAUCCCAAUUGUUUUAGUUGGAAAUAAAAUUGAUCGAGUUGAUGAACGAGUUGUGACUAAAGAAGAAGGACAAUCUUUAGCAAACCAAUGGAAAGUUCAAUUUGUCGAAACAUCUGCAAUGGAUUUCAAAACGGUUGGAGAAAUCUUUUCGAAAAGUUUAAAAUCAAUGGAAAAUAUUGAUAUGAGUGAAAGUCUUUCGAAUGGAACCAUUUCAAAUGAUUUCAAUAUGACAUUCGAAAAUUUUCUUAAUUGGACUGUUUCCAUUGAUUGUGGACCAUCAAUUGGUAAUUAUCAAGGACAAAUUAAAUCUGUCGAUGGAGCCAAUCAAACAUUAACAUUAACCAAUGCUUUUCUCAACGGAAUUUUAAUUGAACAAGAUUUGAUAACGAUUAAAGCCAAAGAUAUUCGAGAUUUGAAUCUUUUAUCUCAACCGGGUUCGUCAUUUCAAAUUCCAAAAACAAUUCAAAAGAAAUCGAAUCAGGAUAUCUCACAGCAACAAUCGAAACCUGCACCGAUUGCAAAUAAUGGAAAUAAAUCAAUUGGAACAAAUGUAAAUCAAUCGAAUCGAAAUCGUUCGUCGAAAUCUUUGUCAGAUGAAGGAAUUAAUGAAAAUGAAGUCAAUGAAGAAGUUAAUAAUCGAGAUCCAACGAUAAGACCUUUGACAUGUCAAUUAGCAGAUAAAUAUCGAUGUGAUCAAAUGAUUCUUGAACAUAAUAAUGGACCAAUUGAUUAUGAACAAAUUCAAUUACCUGUUCCAACAACUAAAAAAUAUCGAACUGACGAAGGUUUAAUCAUUCCUGCAAUUAACAUUGAAUUACGUGAAAAAUUGUUCAAUGCAGGUGAAUAUUAUGGUUUUACAAAAGAACGUCGAAUUGAAUCGAUGGGUCAUUGUACGAGUGAUAUGUGUUUGCAUUUAUUGGGUGGAACACAAAGAUUAUUAGUCAAAAAUCGUCAUCAACAUCCGACGAUUGUUGUCUUAGCUUGUCUAACUGAAAUUCAAGGUGCAUAUGCAAUUGCAGCUGGAAGAAUUUUAUCAUCACGAAAUAUUCGAGUUUAUUUAUAUUUACCACCAAAUUCGAAUUCAAUUCGAAAUAAUCUCGUGGAAAAUGAAUUACAACUAUUUCGAACAACUCAAGGAAUUAUAACAAAUAAUGUUUCAGAUCUUCCUCGUUCUCCGGUUGAUUUAAUUCUCAAUGGAUUAGAUUCAGCGAAUAAUUCUGAUUCGGUUCUAUUUGCUAAACCAUGGUAUCGUGAAAUUGUUCAAUAUUGUUCACGAUUACAAGCAUCAGUCAUCGGUGUUGAUCCUCCAUUAGAUGGUGGAGCAAUUGAAUGUAAAUAUUCAUUAGUCCCGUUGUUGCCACUUGUUGCAAUGUCAUCGAAGAAUGUUGGAAGACUUUAUUUAUGUGAUCUUUCCUAUGGACAAAAGGUGUUUCAACAUUUACAUAUUCGUUAUGCUUCACCAUUUGGAGCCAAAUCAUUUGUUGCCUUACAUGAGAAUUCAAAUUAA